Messenger RNA from Vitrella brassicaformis, 6127 nucleotides. The record is from the annotation of a GenBank genome assembly. Lineage: Eukaryota; Vitrellaceae.
CUGGGUUGAUGGCGUGCCGUCGGUAGUAAGGGACUUGAAGGCAGACGUGAGGAGGCGACGGGUCGUCGGCGGAGCCAGAUCAGCACCCUCUAUACCCUAACCGGCUGGCGAGCUGCGGCGCUUGCCUGUCUGUCAGUUAAUUAAGGGUGGUCGGCGGUUCGUACGUCACUGAUGUGUGCUUGUGACUGACUGACGGUGUGCGAGCUGCCUGCCGGUGUGAGUCGCGUUGCGGCCUGCAGGAGGGGUUCUUCUUCUUUGGGCGAACUCUUUGCGUCUGCUGCCCCUCACUGCACUUCCACACCUCUCGUGACGUGAGUGGUGGCUUGGGCGGCUCGUUGACACACAGACGGACUGCAGAUAGGGUGCUCAGCUGGGUAUCUUUUAAGCCUCGACAUCGCCCUUCCAUACCGCUCUGAUUGAAGCGGGUUGUCAGGUCGGUAAGAAGGGAGGGAGGGAGGGGGCACUCUGAGUGAGGAGGGCGCCUUCACUGUGUAUGUCCUUGUGUUUCCUGGCAUUUCCUUUGUUCAGGUGUAUCGCUCGUGUGUCUGUCUGUUUGGCAGCCCAUCCCACCCACCAUCGCUCCCCUGGCCUCCCCCACCCCCCUCACCCCGCCCCUCUGACUGACGACCAUUCACCAUCACCAUCACCAUGACAUGGACAGCUCCGGUGCAGGCGCAAUUUUACAAGACCAAGAUGUGUCCCCUGUUCGAGAAGGGUCGGUGCUUCAACGGCCGCAAGUGCCGCUACGCGCACAGCGACUCCGAGCUGCGGGAGCUGCCCGACCUGCGCUGCACCAAGCUCUGUGAGUCGGUCCUCAAGGGCGAGCCCUGCAAGUCCGACAACUGCACCUUCGCGCACACGCGGGAGGAGCUACGGACCUCUCAUAUCACCUUCCACAAGGUCAGCCUCUGCAACUUCUACAAGAAGGGACGAUGCCUCAACGGAGGUACGAACGUGAAUGGCAAACACAGGGGAUGGGAGGAGAGAGAGAGGGUCUGGUGCAACGACUGUUCUCGUGUGUUUGGUCCAUCAGUCUAUUGCCGCUUCGCCCAUGGGCUGUCUGAGCUGAGAGGACCGCUGCCCAAGAAGACGUAAACGACCAGCCAGCAGACAAGACAGAAAAUACCCCACCCACCAGUCACCAUUCCUCCCCUGUCUGUCUGUCUGUGUGUGCAGGUCCAAUCCGAAGAGCAAGAAGGGUGGUCUGAAGGGCCGGCGGCGGAUGGACGACGGCGAGUACUCCGAGUACACCGACGACCACAACAUGGGCAUGGAGGUCCACGACAUCCGCUCACCCCACUCCGUCACCACACUCACCGGCGGCAUCUCACCCACACCCCCCUCGUCAGGCCCCGGCAUCUCCGUCGCAUCCACCACCUGCAGCAUAUCCGACAAUGACAACAGCACCGAGAAUAGGGCCUUCCACGGCGGCUUCCCACGACACGUGCUCGAGGGGGUGGCCGAGGGCGACUCCACCGACGGCAGCUCACACGAGGGCCACUCGGUCGUGGGGGUGCCGCCCGGCGCAUACAUCAAGAAAUUCGACGUGGAGAGGUCCAUCACGGAGGUGACGGCCACCCCACUGCCCCCCACUCCCACGCCCUCGCUCGUCUUCAUCAGCCGACAGGCCGAGCACGCGCAUCACGAGAUGUCGGCCAGCCCGCCGGUCGCCACGCCCCAGGCGGCCCCCGCCACGCCCCACUCGUUCAAGCCCCCCCUCCCCCCGAUGUGCUCCGUCCCCCUCCCCACCCACGACCUGACGUCACUCGCCACACACCGGCCGUCCAGCAAGAAGAAGAAACCGCUCACCAUGCCCCUGCCCCUGCCGCUCAGCAGCCUGCUUGGCCCUUAUGGCGGCGAGGGCAUCCUGGGGGGCGGACCGACAGACAAGGCCGACGUCGUUGUGGGAGUGGGGGCCAAGGCGGCACCCGAGAGGUCGUCGUCUGGUCCUGUGGUGACGCGUCAGGCGUCCUUCCCUCUCGAGACGGUGGCGCGGUCGGUGACGGGCAGCUCGCUGAGCACGGUGCGGCCUCCCCCACUGGACAUCCCGCAUUCGGCGUCUGUCGGGUCGGUGGGCGGCAAGGUGGUGUCUGGCUAUCCGCCUCACUCCCACUCUCGUCCGUCUCACUCGUCGAGUACGAGCAUGCCGAGCGGCGACACGCCUGUGGGCAGUGGGGGUGGGUCGGGGAUGGGUGGUUUUUACACGCCUGGCGUCGGGCCCACCACCCCUGCACUCUCGGCCUCGUCGACGACAACGCCACUCCCCAACUUCCACGUGAGCAGACCUGACAGACAGACAGACAGACAGACAGCCACAAAGGGGCGAGAGGAGGGUGGGGUGGAUAUCAUGUCGGCAUUUGUGGUAUUGUUCAGCAUCUCCUCUCAUGCACAUCGCGGCAAUUCUCCGCCGAAGGUGAGAAAUGAAGACAGACAGACAGACAGACAAGCCGUCAGGGCCCACCCACCCAUGGGUCUUCUGUCUGUCGUACUUGUGCCUGUUCUCAGAAUUGCAAACCCUCCUGACCGCCCCAUCUGCCGUCUACGAGGACUGAUUGACCCAAUCAGACAGGCAGAGAGACAGAGAGAUAGACAGACCACACAGCGCUGAUGAGCCAGCAGUAGUGGCGGGCCGGUGGGUCUCACGUGCAGAGCUUUGUCACUCAGAUGACAGACGGACAGACUGACAGCUGACGAGAGAUGGUGUAGAGCGGGGUGGUAGGGACGAGAGAGAGACGUGUGUGUGUAUGUGGAUGUGGUGGGGGCUGGGGGGUGAGGGGCGCCUGCCUUUCUUCUAUCCUUCUAAGGGCGGGUGUCUUGCCGUCCACUCACUCACUCACUCACUGACUGACUUAUCGCUGUUGCUUUUGUUAUGUCUAUAUUAUCUGUAUCUCGGCUGGCUGCUGGCUGGGCUGGGGGCAUCAAUCAAUCAAGCGGGGGCGGGGUGGGGUGGGCCUGCCCCCCUCUCUCUCUGUCCGUCUUUCUCGUGAGUGAUGUGUUUGUGCCAUGGUGCUUCGCUCGAGUGGUCAGUUGGUUGGUUGGUUGGUUGAUGCGAUCGGUGGUGUGCCGAGUGUAAUUAAAGUCCAGGAGGGGCGAGCAGAGCCCAAUACCAGCCUGCCGCCCGUCUGCCAGCAAUUGAAGGACUGACUGACUAGCGAUGACUGAGGGAUGGAUGGAUGGAUGCUGCCUACGAUAGAUACCCGCUGGCUGGCUGGCUGGCUGGCUGGCCUAAUUGACUGACGAGACGCAGACAGACGAGACAGAUAGGUAGAAGAGGCAGAGAGAGAAGCAAGCCAAGCCUAGAGACAGACAGACGGACGAGCGCACCGCGCUGUGUGGCUGGAUGAGUGGACGGUCGGUGACAUGCAUGUGUGUGGUGUGGUGUGUGACGACAGAGGGGCUUGGUCGGGAUCGGGGUGGGGGUGGGGCUGCAUUGGUCUCUGGCAGCGUCUUGCCUGCCUGCUCUUCCGCCGCCGCCAUUUUUCUUUUCUCUUUUCUUUUCCAUGGACUCGCGCCCACGCUGGUUCAGUUCACACGCUGGUUUUCCAUGCCUCCCUCCCCUCCCUCCCCUCCGUCUUGGUCGGUCGAUCGCCACUUACUCACUCACUCACUCACUCACUCUGAUGUCUGCCGUGCUUUGCACCUGUGCCUGCCUUUUCCUUCCUCCCACCAGUGUGCGGUCAGUCAGUACUGACCGAUAGUUUUUUCAACAUGCCCCUCCAUCCAUCCAGCCAGCCAUCCAUCCAUCCAUCGGACAGCAGGGUGGAUGGGCGGACGGGUGGGGGGGGGGGGUCUGUGAUUUCUUAUGGCUGACUGUCUGUCUCACGCGCAUCCACAUCGCUACGGUGUCCCUCCCUCCCUCCAGUGUGUGUGCCGCGGGGGUGCGUCCAUGCGUUGAAGAGAGAGCGAGGGAUCUGGUGGCUGCUGUUUGCGCUGCAACUGCAUGGUUGAAUGCCUGUCUGUCUUUUUGUGUGUUCGUCGGUUGGUUUGUUCGUUCGUUCCGGCCACUUGCGGACUUUUUCCCAUGGGAGCGUGGCGUGGCGUGUCGUUGGUUGGCUGUCGAUUGGGUUGGUGUACAGGCAGACGGACGGGAGCAUGUGAUGUGUUUGGGUGCUCGGUGUGUGUGUGUGUGUUGAUGUGAUGUGAGGGUAUGUGUGAGUGCAUCUGUGGGUGAUUGUGUGUAUAGCACUACUAAUACAUGCGAGGAUACAGACAGACAUGAUGGACGAUGAGGGACUGGCUGGCUGCGUUUAUCUGUUUCUAUCUGCCUGCAUGCCGUGUGCGUCUCUUGUGUGUGUGUUGUAUCUAUUUAUCCGGUGCUGAAUCCGUGUGGUGUCGUGUGGUGUGGUGUGGUGUGGUGUGUGGCGGUCUAUGGUGACCGUCCCUUGUUUGUGUACAGUAGCCAUCCCUUGUCUUGUUGUUGGCUCCUCUGUGUGUGUAGGUGGGGUGGGUGUGGGUGUGGGUGUGUGUGAGCGUGUGGAUCGGCAGACAGACAGACAGACAGACCGUAAUUACUCCCUCAUGUGUGCCGUGAAUGCAUGUGUGUGUGUGUCCAUUGGGUGGGGGGGUGGAUGGGUGUUACUCACUCGUAUAUGUGUGUGUGUGUGUGGAUGUGUGUAGUGAUGUGUACAUAACGAAUGUCUGUAAACUAUAUAGAACUCUAUAGUCAGUAUACACACUCUCCUCUCGGCCUCUCUGCCUCACUGCAUUGCCUGCAUGCUUGAAUGAAUGAGUGUCGUGUGUGUGUGUGUGUGUGUGUAUUGGUCACUUUCUCCCUCACUACUAUCUAUCAAGAUCGCUUCGCUUACUCGUGUCUCACUGCCUUGCCGUGGUGCACUCCUGCCUGCCUGCCUGCCUGCCUGUGUGUGCGUGUGUGUGUGCGUGUGUGCGUGCGUGUGGUGUGGUCGCGGUGUUGUGCUAUUUAAACCCCAUCAUGGUGAUGUUGUGGUGAUGUGCCUGCAUUGCCUGUGUGCGUGCUAUCAAUGUACUUUUUGUCGUGCCUCCGUCCGUCUAUCCGUCUGUCUGUCCGUGUGCGAGGCGUGUUGUGGCGUGCUGCGACCGUUUUGUUGGCUCUCGAUGGAUGGAUGGAUGGAUGGAUGGGUGUGAUGUACAGAUGCAGAGGGAUGGAUGGUUGGGAGGCUGGCUGACGGCUGCUGAGGGUGUGCACGUGUGUGCGCUAGUCUCAUGCUGAGCGUAUGAGAUGAGAGUGUGCGAGGGGAAGAGAGAGAGCUACUGAGGCGAAGUUUGCUGUCCGACUGAUCCACCGCCCCACCGCAGCGGCCUGCCUGGUCUGCCUGCGACUGGUGGAUGGGCACGUGCUGUGUAUGUGACGUCUCAGAUAGCGAUGAAUGAAUGACACAGUGGGUGGGUGGUGUGGUGUGCGUGGUGGGUAGAUCAGAUCGAUGUGGGUUUUCGUAGGCCGAUGGUCAGAGUGUGCAGAUGAGAGAGACAGGAUGGAUGGAUGGAUGGAGGGAUGUGUGUGUGUACUUAGGCCUUCCUGCCUGCGUGUUUGCUCUACGAAGGAUCGGUCACACACGCAGAGAGACACACACACACAGUGAGAGAGAGAGGGAGAGAGCGAGAGGCCAUGGAUGCAGUGAUGUCAGAUUUUUCGUGCUGUGAGAUGAGAGAGUGCUUGAUGGAUAAGUCUAUACAGACCAGGCCCACACCAGUCCAUUGCCCAAGCCUGUCGGCCUUCUGUGCCUCUUUGGUCCACCUGUCUGUCUGUCUGUCUGUUUCUUGAAUGAACCACCGGUCGCACAUGAGAGAGAGGGCGGGGGAGGGGAGGGGAAGGCUCUUUGGUUUGGUUUGGUUGCCAAUCGUAUCUGUGUGUGUAGUGAUUCAGAUUUUCAAGCCAUAGACUGACAGAUAGACAGACCGCCAUCCCAUCUUGUAGAGAAUGACGUGCCAUGUGUGUUUCUGCAUCUGUGUGUCCGCCCCGUGCUCAUUGGGAGAGGGAGAGAGAAAGCCACUUUUUCAGUUUGCCACAACCAUCAUCCAUCCAUCCAGUCCACUUGACGUCCAUGCUGCAGUGUAGUCUCUAGUGUCCAACUCAAGCCUCUUCUGUCGUACGUGUGUUUCUGUGUCACUGUGUGUGGGUGUGGCUUGUGUGUUGGGGGGGGGGGGGGGG